UAUAUAUAUCCACUGCAACUCUCUCCCACCAAAUGGAGUCCAUGACGACCAGACUCUUCCUCUUCGCAGGGACUCUUCUACUGCUUCUACUCUCACGCGCCACGCACGUGUCAUCCGCCACCUUAUGUCCGCCGUGCGGCAACACGACGGUGCCGUUUCCCCUGAGCACAACCCCAACAUGCGGCGACCCGUCGUACAAAAUCCGAUGCAGCAGCUCCAACACCCUCGUCUUCGACACGCUCAACAACUCCUACCCGAUCGAGUCCAUCGACCCGAACGCCCAGCGCUUCGUGAUCCGACCCGCUCCGCUGUUAACGAACACGUGCGUGUCCACCGAUAAAGUGCACCAGGGGAUCCAGCUCAACACCACCCUCCCCUUCAACAUCACAAGCUCCAACACCAUCAUGUAUCUCAACUGCACCACCACGCUCCUCCAGUCCCCGCUCAACUGCUCCGCCGCCAGCGCCUGCCAUUCCUACAUCAAGGCCACCGCCUCCGCCGCCGCAUGCCAGGGAGCUGGGCCACUCUGCUGCACCUAUCGCACCGGCGGCUCCAGCAACUCCUACAUGCUUCGUGUUAGAGACUCUGGCUGUAGCGCUUACUCUAGUUUCGUUAACCUCAACCCGGCACUCCCAGUGAACCGCUGGCCCGAACCGGGUUUGGAGAUUCAGUGGCUUUCGCCCAAAGAAACCGUGUGUGGGUCCCAGCAGGAUUGCGACUCCGCCACGUCGACUUGCGGGCCUGAUGCUUCUUCUGCGCUCGGGAUCAGGAGGUGCUUUUGUAACGAUGGGCUCGUCUGGGACCCUAUCCAAGGGGUGUGCGCUAAAAAAAUUACUUGCCAGAACCCUGGUGGUUGUGACGACUCAACAAGCAGAACGGCCAUAAUAGCAGGUUCAGUAUGUGGGGUUGGAGCUGCACUCAUUCUUGCCGUCAUUGCCUUUCUACUCUACAAACGCCACAGGCGCAUCAAAGAAGCACAAGCACGCCUAGCCAAAGAGCGUGAAGGGAUUCUAAAUGCCAGUAAUGGUGGCAGAGCCGCUAAACUUUUCAGUGGCAAAGAGUUAAAGAAAGCCACAAACGACUUCUCCAGUGACCGGCUUCUAGGUGUUGGAGGCUAUGGUGAAGUCUACAAGGGCAUUCUUCAAGAUGGCACUGUUGUGGCUGUCAAGUGUGCCAAGCUUGGCAACCCCAAAGGCACUGAUCAAGUCCUCAAUGAGGUUCGCAUAUUAUGCCAAGUUAACCACCGCAACCUUGUUGGUUUACUUGGUUGCUGCGUGGAACUGGAGCAGCCUAUUAUGGUUUAUGAGUUCAUAGAAAAUGGGACACUUCUUGAUCACUUGCAAGGUCAAAUGCCUAAGAGCCGUGGCUUGCUUACAUGGACUCAUCGCCUUCAAAUUGCACGUCACACCGCUGAGGGUCUCGCUUACCUUCACUUCAUGGCUGUGCCUCCUAUCUACCAUAGAGAUGUCAAGUCCAGCAACAUUCUGCUAGAUAUCAAGAUGAAUGCCAAAGUUUCAGAUUUUGGAUUGUCUAGGUUGGCUCAGACAGAUAUGAGUCAUAUCUCUACUUGUGCUCAGGGGACCCUUGGUUACCUUGAUCCUGAGUAUUAUAGGAACUACCAAUUGACUGAUAAGAGUGAUGUUUACAGUUUUGGGGUGGUGCUACUUGAGCUUUUGACAGCUCAGAAGGCAAUAGAUUUUAACAGGGCUGCUGAUGAUGUGAACUUGGCGAUUUACGUGCAUCAGAUGGUGGCCGAGGAAAAGUUGAUGGAUGUCAUUGAUCCAGUGUUGAAGAAUGGAGCUACCACUAUAGAGCUAGAGACGAUGAAGGCAGUGGCGUUUUUGGCAUUGGGUUGCUUGGAGGAAAAGAGACAGAAUCGACCUUCAAUGAAAGAGGUGGCAGAAGAGAUUGAGUAUAUCAUUAGUAUUGCCUCGGCAAAGGUAGUGGAGAACUAGUUUCUUUUGAUGUUAAUGAUGUUGUUGAGUUGUCUGAUGUUUUUUUUUUUUUGGAUUUUGUAACUUAUGCUUUGUGUUUGUUGUUGCUAGACUAAAUUUUUAGUUCUAGACUCUAGCCUCUUGUUUUGCACAUGUAUUAUGUAUAUGUAUUACCUUUGGUGAAUGAAAAGAAGUUCUGCAGUAAAAAACAA
Messenger RNA from Glycine soja, 2146 nucleotides. RefSeq names its product wall-associated receptor kinase-like 20. NCBI's taxonomy places the organism in Eukaryota, Viridiplantae, Streptophyta, Magnoliopsida, Fabales, Fabaceae. Gene Ontology annotation, biological process: protein phosphorylation. The coding region runs from base 33 to 1955 and encodes 640 amino acids. The transcript has 3 exons. Gene Ontology annotation, molecular function: polysaccharide binding; protein kinase activity; ATP binding. The record is from RefSeq and is a predicted model, not a curated record.